Aegilops tauschii subsp. strangulata is the source of this 1245-nucleotide messenger RNA. RefSeq lists its product as uncharacterized. Gene Ontology annotation, biological process: ethylene-activated signaling pathway; regulation of DNA-templated transcription. Lineage: Eukaryota; Viridiplantae; Streptophyta; Magnoliopsida; Poales; Poaceae. The record is from RefSeq and is a predicted model, not a curated record. Gene Ontology annotation, molecular function: DNA-binding transcription factor activity; DNA binding.
UCCGCAGGCAGAAAGGGGAAGAGCGCACGGACGAGCGCGCUGCUCUGCAUGCGCCGCGUGCCCUGCGACGUCAGCCUCGUAUAUAACCCUCGCCCCCGCCUCCCCUGUUCCCGCUCACUCCAAACCACCCGAACUCACCACACUCCAGCAGCUCUCAACCUCAAGUCAGCGCCACCACCAAGAACACCACAAGAACACAAGAGCACGCAGAGACCGACACGCAUGACCUUCAGCGUCUCGGCGGCGAUGGAGGGGGGCCACGAGUACAUGAUCCGCUUCGACGGCCACUUCGACGACCCCUCGCCCAGCACUGCCACCGCCGAGCCGCCGCCAGCACCGCCGCAGCCGUUCGCGGGCAGGGCGAUCUCGCCGGAGCAGGAGCACAGCGCCAUGGUCGCCGCGCUGCUGCACGUCAUCUCCGGGUACACCACGCGGCCGCCGGACUUCUUCCCGGCGGCCGCGAGCAAGGAGGUGUGCCCGGCGUGCAGGGUGGAGGGCUGCCUCGGCUGCGAGUUCUUCGGAGCGGAGGCAGGGACAGGGCCGGUCGCGGCGGCAUUGGACGCGCCGAAGGUGACUGCGGCGACGGCGGGCGGGCCGCAGAGGCGGCGGCGGAACAAGAAGAACAAGUACCGGGGCGUCAGGCAGCGGCCGUGGGGCAAGUGGGCGGCGGAGAUCCGCGACCCGCGCCGCGCCGUGCGGGUGUGGCUCGGCACCUUCGACACCGCCGAGGACGCCGCCAGGGCCUACGACCGCGCCGCCAUCGAGUUCCGCGGCCCGCGCGCCAAGCUCAAUUUCCCCUUCCCCGAGCAGCAGCAGCAGCUGGGCGACGGGAAUGCCAACGCGGCCAAGUCCGGCACGUGCUCGCCCUCGCCCCGCAGCGCCGACGUCGAUGUCCGGGUCCCGCAGGCGUGGCAGCAGAACGGCGGGCAGGAAACAGGGGAUCAGCUCUGGGACGGCCUGCAGGACCUGAUGAAGCUAGACGAGAGCGAGCUCUGGUUCCCGCCAUCUGGAAAUUCGUGGGACUGAACUGAACCUGCUUGAUUAGAUCCUAGCCGUUGGAGAUCCUCAAAAAAAAAAAGAUCCUAGCCGUUGGAGUGAGUGGACAAGACCAUUUCACUUUUUUUUCUCUUCCAUUUUACCUCUGUUGCAUUAUUUGGGCAAAACAGAGUCUGUGAAUUAUAAGUAGGACUGUAUGAAGAUUGAAGAGUAUACAUAUUAACAAGGCAGUUUUGGGUUUGUGCUUCA